Molecule: messenger RNA, 2568 nt
Organism: Spinacia oleracea (spinach)
Lineage: Eukaryota; Viridiplantae; Streptophyta; Magnoliopsida; Caryophyllales; Amaranthaceae
Exons: 3
Coding region: 1-2568 (855 amino acids)
Source: RefSeq, a predicted model, not a curated record
AUGAGCAACUCUAGCUAUCACUCUGGUGGUAGAAUUGUUGUAGCUUGGAAGGAUAGUUGCUUCACAGUUAACAUUGUUGUUGCAUCCAGUCAGUUUGUUAACUGCCAUGUUACUCCUGUAAGUGGUAGGCAGCCCUUUUAUUGCACUUUUGUUUAUGCUUUUAAUGAUGCUGGUAUGAGACAAGAUCUAUGGAGGGAUUUGUUGUUGCUUAAUACUCAAGAUCCCUGGAUUGUGUGUGGGGAUGUCAAAUGUGUUAUGGCAUUAGAUGAGAGAAUAGGAGCUCCUGUAAGACAUAGUGAUAUUAUGGAUGUGAGCAAUUGUAUGCAUGCUUUUGGUUUGGAAGAUAUUAAGUGUGUGGGCAAUCUCUUUACCUGGAAUAACAAGCAACAAGGAAAUAACAGGGUUUUUUCAAAAAUUGAUAGAUUUAUGGCUAAUCAUGCUCGGCAAUCUUGCUUUCCAUUUGCUGAAGUGUGCUUUAUGCCAGAAGGUCAUUUUGAUCAUUCUCCUGGACUUCUUUCUGUGUAUCCCAGAGAUGAUGGAGGGAAGAAACCCUUUAAAUACUUUACUAUGUGGAAGUCUUCAACUGUGUUUUCUGAUACUGUUCAGCAGGCUUGGAACACACAAAUUCUUAGAACUAAAAUGUUCAUCUUGAUUAAUAAGCUUAAAAGAGCAAAACAGGCUCUUAAAGAGUUGAAUAAAGUAGGUUUUACUGAUAUUCAUGCUGCAGAUUUGAGAGCUUAUCAGACUAUGAAAGCAAAAUUGUCUUGGCUUAAAGAUGGGGAUGAAAAUACUUCCCUUUUUCACCAGAGUAUCAAGAACAGGAAGGUGCAGAACCAAGUUUAUAGCAUCUAUGAUAUGAAAGGAGAAUGGAAAGAUACAGCUGAUGGGGUGUCCCAAGCUUUCCUGGAUUAUUAUAAAGUGCUACUAGGUAGUACUUCUGAUAAUAGAACACCAGUAAACAGGGAGGUGGUUCAGCAGGGGCCAGUUUGUAUGGAUCAUCAUAAAGCUAUUCUCAAUGCUCCCUAUACAGCAGAUGAAGUUAAGAAGGCUCUUUUCUCUAUUCCAGGUAUUAAAGCUCCUGGUCCAGAUGGCUUUGGUUCUUAUUUUUACAAAGAUGCUUGGCAUAUUGUUGGGGAUGAAGUCAUUGCAGCCAUUCUUGAUAUGUUACAGCAAGGAAAAAUCUUGAAGGAGGUGAACCACACUUUGAUUACUCUCAUCCCUAAGACUAAAUUUCCAAAAGAUGUGAGUGAGUUCAGGCCAAUCUCUUGCUGCAACACCAUUUAUAAGUGCAUAACAAAAGUCUUGUGUGGGAGAUUAAGACAAGUUCUUCCUGAUCUCAUUUUGGAGAAUCAAGGAGGCUUUGUUCAUGGGAGAUACAUAGUUCAUAAUAUUAUGGUUGUUCAAGAUUUAGUAAGGCAUUAUGGGAGGAAAGGGGUUAAGCCUAGUUAUCUUAUGAAUAUUGAUCUUCAAAAAGCCUAUGAUACUGUUGAUUGGCAAUUCUUACAGGAGAUGCUGGAAUUGUUGGAUUUCCCUAAGCAAUUUGUUGAUAUGGUUAUGCAAUGUGUGUAUACUCCCAUGUUUUCUCUGAUGCUGAAUGGUUCUAUGCAUGGAUUUUUUAAAUCCCAGAGAGGUUUGAGGCAAGGAGACCCUAUCUCUCCUCUGCUGUUUGUCAUUUGCAUGGAAUACUUGUCUAGAAUUCUGAAUAGAGUGAGCUCUAUGCCUCAGUUUCAAUUUCAUCCAAGGUGUAAGGGGAUUGGUCUUACUCACUUAUGUUUUGCUGAUGAUCUGAUUAUCUGUAGCAAGGGAGAUUAUCAUUCUAUUUACUUGUUGCUUCAAGCUUUUAAAUUGUUUUCUAAUUCUUCUGGCUUAAAGGAAAAUGAACAAAAAUCUUCUAUCUACUGUCAUGGGAUACAGGAAUCUGAUAUUCAGAGGGUAGUGGAUGUUUCUGGAUUUUCUAGAAGUAUUCUUCCUUUUAAAUACUUGGGUGUUCCUAUAUGCUCUAAGAAGAUUUCGGUGGCUCAGUGUGCUCAUCUGGUGGAUAAGAUGAUAACCAGGAUCAAAGUUUGGAGUUCUAGGAACUUAUCCUAUACAGCAAGAAUGCAGCUUGUUAACUCAGUGUUGCUAAGUUUGCAUAUGUAUUGGGCUCAAAUAUAUGUGCUUCCAAAAAGUAUUCUACAGGAUAUAGUGAAGAUCUGCAGAACCUUCCUAUGGAGUGGUCAUGCUUUCAGUCAUAAACCAAGCAAUAUAGCUUGGGAUAACGUCUGUAGUAACAAGCAAACUGGAGGUCUGGGGUUUAGAGAUGUUCAGACUUGGAAUAUAGCCUUUAUGGGAAAAUAUGUAUGGGCUUUAGUCAAGAAGCAGGAUAAUGUGUUGAUUAGGUGGUUCUAUUCAGUCUACUUAAAGGAUGGGGAUUGGUGGGAGUAUCAGCAUGGCUCUACUGCUAGCUGGUACUGGAAGCAAGUUUGUAAUACAAAGGAGAAACUAAAACAGUUUUUUUCUCUUGCAGAGUUUGAAAACAUGCCUCAGUAUUCAGUGAAGCAAGUGUAUGAAAAAACUUGUAGGGAAUAA